This is a messenger RNA of Caenorhabditis briggsae, 2427 nucleotides long. NCBI's taxonomy places the organism in Eukaryota, Metazoa, Nematoda, Chromadorea, Rhabditida, Rhabditidae. The record is from RefSeq and is a predicted model, not a curated record. The transcript is spliced from 10 exons. Bases 1 to 2427 code for a protein of 808 amino acids.
AUGCCGAAACUUCCAGGAACCACAAAGCGACAUCUUACAACAUUGAAUCCCUAUUUAGUGAUUGCACGGCUAGAUAUUCAGCAAUCAGACCCAUCUUGCCAUUCUGACAUGGAAACGGAUUUCCGACCAGUUUCCUUCUCAUCUGCCACGUGUUGGAGUGAUUUGAUGAGACUGACUCAAAAGUGUUUUGCACUGAGUAGAUGUUGUCCAGCUGCACAAAGAUGUGGAUCGGAAGUGGAAAGAGACAUUAUAAAUGAGCAAUAUGAAUUGGAAAAAAGUCAGAUGAAGUCAAGAUUGGAAGAGUGUGCAAUUGAUAUGAAUGCGGUUUUGAGAGCUCCGGUUUCUAGAGAAGAUGCGAUGAUUGCCAGAAAAGUCAGUGAGGCGACGAAGGUUAUGUUACGAUCAGUUGUUCCAUUCAGAAUAUAUCCAGAUCCACAGAAGAAAAUGAGGCUGAAAACGGAACGAGGAAAGAAGGCAAGAGAGUUUGCAGCUCCAUUGUCAGCGAGACCAAAAGCCAUCAGAAAAUUGAAUAAAAAUCGUUAUGGAAUUUCAAAACCCAAAUAUUCUUCAUCAAUCCGUUCUGGAAGAGCUGAACUACUUCAUGCACCAAUUGAUCCUCCAACCACUUCUCUCAGUCCAUUUACCGUUCUUCAUAACGGUGGAACGGCCUUCCAGACAUCUUCCCAACCACCAGCUUUCCCUCCGUUUACCUUCCAGUCCAUUGAUUUUGACGCAAGAUCAAAUAAUAGAAAGUUACGGAAGAAUAAGAAAAGAAGACUUCGCAAAAAGAAACAUCAUGAUUUUGAAAACGGACCACCGUUUGCACAAGCAUCCAAAAUUACAGAAUCAAGGUUUGAUGCACAACAUGCAGCACUGAAAUUAGACAAACUCAAUGGAAACUUGAAACAAAAGGGGGAAUAUGGAAAAUCGGUUCUUCCAAAAAUGCUGAUGAUCAAACAAAAGAAAGGAAGCUUCUUAGGAUACGCACAACCACUCAUAAAACCUUUGUACCCUACAAAACAAGAACAAGUUGAGCCGAAUCAUGUGGUCGAUCAAAUUUAUGACGAUAUUCUUGAUGCACAAAUUGCUGAAAACGAACUAACCAAUUUUGUGGAGGAAUCGCCUACAGGACAACCCUUCCUUCCCAUUGAACCAGUAAACACUCCAGAUAUGAGAGAAGCAUUCAUAAAUAAUAACGGAGCAUGGACGAUGGAACCAACAACUGAGCAGACAACAGAGACACCUCCACUAUCAAGUACACUACCUCCACCAACAAUAACGUUCCCAGAUGAUUCCUUCCCAGCUGAAACUACUACAACAUUCCCAGAUGAAACGACUCAUCGUCCUCCUUCUUCCAGAAUAACUUUUGCUCCAAUUCGAAGAAUCACUACAACAACAAUGGAAACGACUACGGAAGAAGCCACAACUAUGGAGACUACAACUACCCCGGAAACAACAACGACUACUACGGAGCCGCCUCCUAUUACACCUUCGUCCUCCGGAGAUCCUCUGAUUGAUUAUGUGACACACGAACUAUUGAAUAAGCAUAUGGAGAGACCAAAGUCAGACGAGGAUGAAUUUGACUUUUCCAGUGCAGAUUACAUUGAUAUCAGUGCCAUGGAUAUUGAGCCAACCACUUCUACCACCCCUGUCUUCCCGAUUCCAAUUGCUAGAUAUGAACAGGCUAACAGUUCGUCUUCCAUGUGGCCGAUGGAUGGUCCACAUAACCCACAUCGGGCUUCACCUACAGAUCACACCACAACUCCACAAUUGAGAACUACUGUUGCUCCUCUGAGCCUUGGAAUGCUCAGUGAACAGCAGAACGAAGAUUUGAUCCCAUUGCCAACUGCUGCCCACUCUUUCGGUUCAAUUGAUGUAACUCCAUCCCCAUCAAUCAGCACAACUCCACUGGAAGACCAACUGUGGCCACUGCCAAUCAGAAAACUACAUAGAUUGAAAAUGAUGGGAGCAAAGAUGAUGGAAAAAACAAAGCCAAUUGUCAUUUUGCCAAUGAGUAAGAAGAGUGCGAAAAAGAUGGAAGAGUAUAAGAGAAAACUUCAAACUGGAUGUCAGCGAUAUAACAAUUGCCUUCGGAAAGAGGUCGAGAUGAGAUUGAGAUGUGCGCAACCAUACCCAACUCCUUACGAUAAAUGCUCUGCUCAGUUGCUGCCCCUCUAUAAAAACGCGAAGUGCUAUGCUCCGAAAAAGCAGUUUGAACAGGAAGUAAAUUGUGAAACUCUUGAUUCUUGGUCUUCGUACUGUCGACAAUUAGAACUUUGCUGUCCUGCAAAGGAUCGUUGCGAUUCAGCAGCAGAAGUCGAUCAUGUGGGAACGCGAUUACGUCUUCUAGAAAAAUCAUUUUCACUCCGAGCGGCUGCUUGUCAGUUCAAGCAUGCAUUUCAUCGAACAUUGGCAAGGAAAAUGUGA